GCCCUUCUCCCAGCGAGGCGGGGCGCGCAGGGCUGCGAGAGGAGGCGGAGAAGCGAGUCCGACGGCCGUGCAGGUGGAGGCAGCAGGAGUCGGCAGAGCGGGCAGUGUCUCCUCCGGUGGAUGGCUUAGGCGCCCUCCUGCCGCUCCGAGAGUGCCCCUGGCUCACGCAGACCCGCCGAGUGGACGGCCUUCCAGGGAAGGGCUGGUUUAAAACCAAACAGCAACCCUCUUCUGAGAAAUCGGAGCUGUUUGCCCUGGGAAGAGCAGGGCCUGAGAACCAGCGAUGGGCAAACACAACAGUAAAUUGGCUCCAGAGAUGCUGGAUGACUUAGUGAGGAGCACUGAAUUUAAUGAGCAAGAGCUGAAGCAGUGGUACAAGGGGUUCCUGAAGGACUGCCCCACAGGGAUUCUCAACUUGGAAGAGUUCCAGCAACUGUACAUCAAGUUUUUCCCCUAUGGCGAUGCAUCCAAGUUUGCCCAGCAUGCUUUUCGCACGUUUGACAAGAAUGGUGACGGGACGAUUGAUUUCCGGGAGUUCAUUUGUGCGCUCUCAGUCACCUCCAGGGGAAGCUUUGAGCAGAAGCUGAACUGGGCCUUUGAGAUGUACGACUUGGAUGGAGAUGGCAAGAUAACACGCUUGGAGAUGCUGGAAAUCAUUGAGGCAAUCUACAAGAUGGUGGGCACGGUCAUCAUGAUGAGGAUGAACCAAGAUGGGCUGACACCGCAGCAGCGUGUCGACAAGAUCUUCACGAAGAUGGACAAAGACAAAGAUGACCAGAUCACCCUGGAAGAGUUCAAAGAAGCCGCCAAGAGUGAUCCCUCCAUUGUCCUUCUGCUGCAGUGUGACAUGCAAAAAUAGAGUGGGGCAGACGCACCACUCGCCCCCUCCCCUGCCCUGCCCUCCCCAACCUUGCAUCUUUACUCUUCCCGAGAGCGGCACUCCCUCAGGCAGGCUGUGCUGUGUUUUGCACGGCCUCCUUGGCCCAAACAAAACCCCAAAAUGCACUUCCCAGGUGCCUGCAGCACGUCACAGUUUAUUUGCACAUCUUGGGAGUUUCUCAAGGGAAUGUUCUUGUAACCUCACCAAUGCCCUAUUAGAUUGGAUUUCUCUGUCAGUCCUCUGGUCCCACCAUGUCGGGGACCUGUCAUCCCUCUUGCCCCCACCCUUUGUUCCUUGGACCUUUUGAUGGCUUGCCUAUCUGGCUGUGACCCUUGGCAUCUGCAAGGUCUCAAGAGUCCUCAAAAGUCUGUUAUCCUUAACCUCAUUCGUAGCUCUUAGGGUUAGGGAAGUCUCUUCCCUCUGGUGACCCUCUUCAAAUGUGUCCCUUUCGUGGCACCGCUCGUGUAGCCUGUUCCCUUCAUUGCCCUGAAAUUCCUCCACACAGACUUCCAGAGCUUAUCCCCCUCAAAUGGGGAAUGGGUCUUCCCCCCCCCUUCCCUACCCCUUUAUUCACUGAUCAUACAGCCAACGGCAACAGCAAAAUUUUCUAGCGAUGAGGUGAAGGUUUUAAAAAGCUAUCUUUUCCCUUCUAGACUCUCUCCUCCUCUGUUUUAAAAGCAGAGAGUCGCACCAGCUGAUAUUGAAGUCAAUAACAUUGCCAUAGGUCAGAAAUGUUUCUUGGUGAUCUUAGGGCAGCAUUCCUCAAUCUGGUGCUGGCUGUGGCUGAUGGGAGUUGUCAUCUGUAACACUUGGAGGGCACCAGGUUGGGUUAUACUGUCCUAAGAUUACCAUGUUAAAACAGCAGGGUGUUUUGUGCAUGCUCUUCCUGAAUCCUUCCAUCUUGCAAGCCUAUGCUACUGGGGGGCGGGGGGGCGAGACACACAUGCUUUUCAAAAGGGCUGAAGAAUCAGUGACUGGAAGGGGAAAUGCUAUAAGAAGGAUCUCGUCUUUCUGUUCCAUCCCCCGUGAGAGAAGAGUCAGUUGUUGUUUUUGGAUACUCGGCUGCUUAACAAAUAUAGUUCUCAUGCAUUUUCCAUCUGGUUGCAGAGGGAGUUCCUUUGAAAUGCAGGACUUGAGCCUUGCUAGAAUCUUGUAUUUCUAGGGCCCAACUUUUAAUGCUGGCAGAGGCAGGGCUGGGGAACCUGCAGCUCUCCAGAUGUUUCUGAACUCCAGCUCCCAUCGUCCCUGGCAAAUGGCUAUGCUGCCUGGGGCUGAUGGGAGGAGCAGUCUGACAACACCCGGAGGGCCACAGGCGCCCCCCUCUUGACCUAACAUGAUGAUACGUUUCUGGAAGAGAUGAAUGUGGCUUUGGUUUUCUCUGUGUGUGCCAGGAACUACUUUUGUUCCUAGGUUGAGCAAAAGCACAUUUGAUUUGGAGUACAAUGGCUCUACAUCAGAAUAGCUGAGUGGGGAUCUGGCACCCACGGUCUCUGGUUUUGUCAACAGCUUUGCCAAUGCUGGGACACUGUUGCAACCUCCCACCACUCUUCCAGAUUGCGUUUGGCCUGCGGCAAAGUGGUUGUGUGAAGCUCUCCGCAUGGGGUGAGUGGAUGGUUGAGUGCACUGUUGUGCGGUUCUUGAAGGUUUACAAUUUUGCAAACUUGCACUGAGAUGGAAACCUGGUCAGCCUAUGUUUCCAGACACAAAAUGUGGACAAAACUCAAUCUGGGCUGAAAAGAAAAACACUUUAGGAAAGUGGUUGUAAGUAUUGGCCCUGAAGAAGGAGAGGCACAAAGGAUAAAGGAAUGUGGGGGCCCUCUAUAAUUCCCAACUAGAGGAACCAAGUGAAAAAAGGUUUGGUUGGGGCAAUACUCUUGGCAGGGCUCUUGGUGCAGGAGAAGAGACCUGGGUGAAAGGGGGCAGGGUUGGCUGUCCUGGGCUCUCCAAAAGACUCUUCACCCUAAUGCAAUGGAAUUGCAUAGAGAAGAGCCCUUAAACCAGUGAUGGGCUGGGCUGGUUGAGACAUCGUACUGAACCAUAGUUAAGCCUUUUGAGAAUGAGCCGUAGUGAGUUUUGGGCUUACGUGCUCCUAUUCCCUCCCUCCCAUUCCUCUGGGGGGUUAUAAAGAGCAAUGCAGGAGCGUCCACUUUAGAUUAACUGCAGCUUGCUGUGUCAUCUGAACAUGGAUAAAAUACAGUGUUGAAAUAAGCUGCCUUAUUUCAACAAACCAUAGUUAAAAUUAACCACACUCUAACCACAGUUUAGUGCAUCAUCCAAAUCUUAAUUUCAAAUAGAAAUUUCCACUCUCCUCGUUGCAGCUGGAGUAGAGGGGACAGUGCUUGAGGCCAAAGCAUACCCAGGCUCAUUCUUGUAACACUAAACUAUGGUUUAGCAGAGCAUUAUGUCUGAAUGCAGGUGCUACCUGGACCCACAGCCAAGCUUCCCAUCUCCCUGCCUGAUACCUCUGCCCUUCAUUGUCGCCAUCCUGAACUGACAAUUGUUCUUGAAGAUGUGUCCUCUCUGCUUGUUGUGGUUUUUGAAUAUUGUAAUAAUUGUUUCGAAACUGUGAUGUUUAUAAAUAUAUACAUACAUAGUCUUUUUUUAAAAAAAAAGAAUGGGGGAAAUAAAAUGUGUCCAGCUCAA
This is a messenger RNA of Rhineura floridana, 3523 nucleotides long. RefSeq names its product hippocalcin like 4 (gene HPCAL4). The record is from RefSeq and is a predicted model, not a curated record. The transcript has 5 exons. NCBI's taxonomy places the organism in Eukaryota, Metazoa, Chordata, Lepidosauria, Squamata, Rhineuridae. Gene Ontology annotation, molecular function: calcium ion binding. Bases 284 to 859 code for a protein of 191 amino acids.